This is a messenger RNA of Amblyraja radiata (thorny skate), 2204 nucleotides long. RefSeq names its product repulsive guidance molecule BMP co-receptor a (gene rgma). The record is from RefSeq and is a predicted model, not a curated record. The coding region runs from base 401 to 1720 and encodes 439 amino acids. Gene Ontology annotation, molecular function: coreceptor activity. Gene Ontology annotation, cellular component: plasma membrane. The transcript has 4 exons. NCBI's taxonomy places the organism in Eukaryota, Metazoa, Chordata, Chondrichthyes, Rajiformes, Rajidae. Gene Ontology annotation, biological process: BMP signaling pathway.
CUCUCUUACACCCACCCCCCGCUCUCUGCAUUUUAACGAACCUCUUAACACGUGGAUAUUGUUGAAACUCUCGCUCUCUCUCGCUCGCUCCCUCUCUCUCCAUUUCACUGCCGUUUCCAUGUCACAGGCAGUGUCUAAAAACAACCCCCUCCCAAAAGCAUCUAAUACCGGGACCCUGAUGGAGCCUAUAUUGGCCAGCUAAGGGACGCACUUGUGUGUGUGUGUGUGUGUGGAAGCCUUCUGAUAGAUACACGGCCAGGAAGAGGCGAGGAAAAAGAGAGGGGGACCACAAGAAGAGAUAAUCUCAUUAAGACAAGCUUCUUUUUUUCUCAACCCAAGGGUCUGGGCCAUACAUUACCGUCCAGAUCCUGUCAAUAUCCUACCCGGGCUACAGAUUUACAUGCCGCAGCCAAGGGUGAGCAGAGUCGGAGAGUCGGAUUUGUGUGCGACCCCAGUCUGGGCUGGAUGGAUGGGAAUGGGGAGAAGGGACGACCCAUCCGGCCACCGAAUCCUGCAGAUCCUCACCAUCGUCCUCUGCCUCCCAGCAGUUAGCUGCCAGUGCCGGAUACUGAAGUGCAACUCUGAGUACCUGUCGGCCACGUCUGGGCUUCACCAGGGCGGUGAGGAGUCGGUGGAGUUCUGUGUGGCGCUGCGUGCCUACUCGCAGUGCACGCGGCGGACAGCGCGGGCGUGCCGCGGGGACCUGGCCUACCACUCGGCCGUGCACGGCAUCGAGGACCUGAUGAGCCAGCACAACUGCUCCAAGGUGGGCCCCACGCACGGGCCCGCGCCAGCGCAGCCCACCUCGCCGGACUGCAUGGUGCACUCCGACGCGCCCGAGACCUGCAACUACGAGAAGAGCCUGGCGCAGCAGGGGAGGCAGGCCAACUACACGCACUGCGGGCUCUUCGGGGACCCUCACUUGCGCACCUUCUCCGACGACUUCCAGACCUGCAAGGUGCGCGGGGCGUGGCCCCUCAUCGACAACAGCUACCUGUUCGUUCAGGUCACCAACGUAGCCGUGGUCCACUCCUCCAGCGCCACCGCAGUCAGCAAGAUUACGAUCAUCUUCAAGAGCUUCCAGGAGUGCGUCGAGCAGAAGGUCUACCAGGCGGAGACGGACGACCUGCCCGCAGCCUUCGUGGACGGCUCGCGUAACGGCGGCGACAAGCACGGGGCCAACAGCCUGUGGGUGGCGGAGAAGUCGGGCGGGCAGCACAUCGAGAUCCAGGCGCGGUACAUCGGAACCACGGUGGUGGUGAGACAGGCGGGACGCUACCUCACCUUUGCCAUCCGCAUGCCGGAGGAGAUCAUGAACUCUUUCGAGGAGAACCAGGGGCUGCAGCUGUGCCUGCGCGGCUGCCCCACCAACGAGCGCAUGGACUGGGCGCUGUUGCAGGGCCGCGGCCACCAGGACGUGCCGACGCACCGGUCUGCCGCCGCCAAGUGCAAGGAGAAGCUGCCGGUGGAGGACCUGUACUUCUGGUCGUGUGUGUUCGAUCUCCUCACCACCGGCGACAUGAACUUCACGCUGGCCGCGUACUACGCCCUGGAGGACGUCAAGACCCUGCACUCCAACAAGGACAAGUUCCACAUUUACCACCGGACAGCUGACUUGCCGCCAGGGAACUCGUGCCCCGAGGCCACUCUCCGCCACCCUCUCUCCUUCGCACUCCUGCUGCUGCUCUGCUGGAUCUGCUGCUCCCUGCCGCACCUAUAGCCGGCCACCAUCACCGCUCGCUCGCUCUCACCCCCAUCCCCCGCACCCUCCUCCCCUCCUCACUUUGUACCCCCGCUCCUUCCCUUCCUCCUGCCUCCCACCCUUUACCCCCCCCCUCCCCUGCCGCUGGCUCGUAUCUUAUUUAAGAUGCCCGCGUGCGCACACACACGACUGUGCAUCUCUCUCCCUCCCUCACUCUCUCUCUCCGUUCGUGCUGUCAGCGUCGCUGCCCGUUCGCGGUGGGCUUCCCGUUGGUUUUGUGGUUACGUGUUUGUGAUGAUCCGUGAGGCAUUUGGCGCGGUGCGCGGGAUUUGCACCAGGACGUGCCGUUGGGGGUAAACCGAGGCCAGGACCAGGCGUAACUGAUCACCCCCCCCCCCCCCCUCCCAUCCCAGCCCAUCCCUGACCAUCCCAAUCUCAGCCCCGACUUCCCACUGGGAUUCCAGGUCCUGUCUCCCCCCCACCCCUCCACUCAGUCCCAGCC